Molecule: messenger RNA, 1340 nt
Organism: Pteronotus mesoamericanus
Lineage: Eukaryota; Metazoa; Chordata; Mammalia; Chiroptera; Mormoopidae
Gene: TACR2
Product: tachykinin receptor 2
Exons: 5
Coding region: 16-1161 (381 amino acids)
Biological process (GO): G protein-coupled receptor signaling pathway; positive regulation of flagellated sperm motility
Cellular component (GO): sperm midpiece; plasma membrane
Molecular function (GO): substance K receptor activity
Source: RefSeq, a predicted model, not a curated record
AACCCAGAGGCAGCCAUGGGGACCUGUGCUGAUACCAACAUCUCAUCUGGUUUUGAGAGCAACACCACGGGUGUCACGACCUUCUCCAUGCCCGGCUGGCAGCUGGCGCUGUGGGCUGCAGCCUACCUGAUCCUCGUGCUGGUGGCCGUGACGGGCAACGCAACUGUCAUCUGGAUCAUCCUGGCCCAUCAGAGGAUGCGCACAGUCACCAACUACUUCAUUGUCAACCUGGCCGUGGCUGACCUCUGCAUGGCUGCCUUCAACGCUGUCUUCAACUUCAUCUACGCCAGCCACAACAUCUGGUACUUUGGCCGCACCUUCUGCUAUUUCCAGAACCUCUUCCCUGUCACCGCCAUGUUUGUCAGCAUCUACUCCAUGGCCGCCAUUGCAGCAGACAGGUAUAUGGCCAUUGUCCACCCCUUCCAGCCACGGCUGUCAGCCCCUGGCACCAGAGCGGUAAUCGCUGGCAUCUGGCUGGUGGCCCUGGCCCUCGCCUUCCCCCAGUGCUUCUACUCUACCAUCAUCAUGGACCAGGGAGCCACCAAGUGUGUAGUGGCCUGGCCUGAAGACGAUGGUGGCAAGAUGCUCCUUUUGUACCAUCUCAUAGUGAUCGCGCUCAUCUACUUCCUGCCUCUCGUGGUGUUGUUCGUCGCCUACAGCGUCAUCGGCUUCACGCUCUGGAGACGCACCGUCCCCGGGUACCACGCGCACGGCGCCAACACACAAUACCUGCAGGCCAAGAAGAAGUUUGUGAAGACCAUGGUGCUCGUGGUGGUGACGUUUGCCGUCUGCUGGCUGCCCUACCACCUCUACUUCAUCCUGGGCAACUUCCAGGAGGACAUCUACUGCCACAAAUUCAUUCAGCAGGUCUACCUGGCGCUCUUCUGGCUGGCCAUGAGCUCCACCAUGUACAAUCCCAUCAUCUACUGCUGCCUCAAUCGCAGGUUUCGCUCCGGAUUCCGGAUUGCUUUCCGGUGCUGCCCGUGGGUCACGCCCACCGAGGAGGAUAAGAUUGAGCUGACUCACACUCCAUCCCUCUCCCGGAGGGUCAACAGGUGUCACACUAAAGAGACUUUAUUCAUGAAUGGGGAUGUGGCCUCAUCUGAGGCUACUAAUGGGCAGGCUCGGGGUCCCCAACAUGGGGUGCCCACUGAAUCCUAAAGCCUUGCACCUGGCUGCAGGGUGAGGCUUAGCACCGUCUGAGAAGUAGCAGGUCAGGAGACCAGAUCUGAAAAUUCAGCCCAUGCCUCACCCUUCAAUACAUCGAUGGAAAAAGAUGGGUCCGGGAACUCUAAGUAGAUGCUAACUUUAAGAGGGGCCAGCCUUCCCUCUCAGAAAGG